Aspergillus alliaceus is the source of this 498-nucleotide messenger RNA. RefSeq names its product MAPEG family protein. The coding region runs from base 1 to 498 and encodes 165 amino acids. Gene Ontology annotation, cellular component: membrane. Lineage: Eukaryota; Fungi; Ascomycota; Eurotiomycetes; Eurotiales; Aspergillaceae. The transcript has 3 exons. The record is from RefSeq and is a predicted model, not a curated record.
AUGUCAACCAUCUGGACCGUUCUCGGUCUUCACGCUGCACCUGGGGAACAAGCCUCCAACCAUGCCGUGGCCUAUCUACUAGCUAGCUGGUUCAUCUCAUUUGGCGUAUUCAGCGCGCGGGGGGAAAAGAUUAAGCUCCGCCUCGAUCACAACCAGGCCCCUCGCGAAGACCUCGCCAAGUACGGUGAGGCCGCUGUACAGUCGGGGAAAAUUAGCCGGCAAACCUUGAAUAGACUUAAGAGGCAAGAGGCCAUCAUGGCUAAUUCAGCAGAACACUACCCCUUGUUUGUAGCUGCAAUCCUUGUCGCCCUCCACGCGGGCGUGCCCAAUGAAAUCAUUAACCGCAUCGGACUGUGGUAUGCAGUGUCAAGACUGGCAUUCGGAUUUUGCUACAAAUACAUUGAAUCUUUCAAGCUGAGCUUCCUGCGGUCGGCAUGUUGGUGGUCGAGCAAUAUUUGCUGUUUCACCGCUUUUUGGUUCGCUUCGAAGAAGCUGUGA